Rhipicephalus sanguineus (brown dog tick) is the source of this 2940-nucleotide messenger RNA. RefSeq lists its product as uncharacterized. Gene Ontology annotation, biological process: protein deubiquitination. Gene Ontology annotation, molecular function: cysteine-type deubiquitinase activity. The record is from RefSeq and is a predicted model, not a curated record. NCBI's taxonomy places the organism in Eukaryota, Metazoa, Arthropoda, Arachnida, Ixodida, Ixodidae.
AAGUGAGGAUCGGCAGUUUCGUAGCCGUGUGUUUUCGGUCGACUGUGUGUGCGUCGUGCGUAUUGUGCUCGGGGAUAUUCGUCGGCAAUUUCGAUCCCAUGCCGGUUCCAGCAGGAACCACAGCCGCCCUAGUUUGUUCCCGUUAAUGGUAUGGACUUGUCCCUUCCGUCCACCUCCAGCUGUGGUGCCACUGCCAUCUCGUGCAAGGCUCCCGCUGCUCCUUCCCCAGCUGCCCUGACCGAGUGUAUCCAACUACGCCCACUCUUCUGCACCCUGUCGCCUGAGACGGAGCGUGGGGGCGAGCUGCCCGAGGAGGUAGCCGGCGGGGACAUGGGUCUCCCCGAGGAGGAGACUGCGCUGUGGCCCGUCCAGGAGGAAGGGGGACCCCUGUCACCCCUGUUCAGCAGCCUGCAGGACGUAUCGCCCCUGACACCACACCACGACCACACGCCCAAGGGAGGCUUGUUGGUGUCUGAGCAAGCCAUUCCAUCGAUGCGGGGUGUGUGUGGUUUGCGCAACCUGGGCAACACGUGCUUCAUGAAUGCGGGCCUCCAGUGCCUGCUGAGCAAUGGCCGCCUGGUUUCCUACUUCCUGGCUCGCUCGGGGCACGCAAGCGAGAGAGAGGACGAAGAUUCCCUGACGGCGCAGCUGGCGCAUCUUCUGUGCCAGGUGUGGAGUGGCAGCUACUCGUGCCUGCGGCCAGCUCCCUUCAAGGAGGCCUUGGCACAGGCCUGCCCUCAGUUCAGUGACUGCCGACAGCACGACUGCCAGGAGUUCCUGACGCUCCUUUUGGACACGCUGCACGAGCAGACCAACUGUGCCGGCCGAGAGACGAGAGGUUCUCCUUCGCAGGGCAGCGGCAGUGAGUCGUCAACCAGUUCCUGGGAAACAGCUGUCCCCCUUCGGGGUCGCCAUCUACCGUUUGAGCCAUGUGUUGGUGGAAAGUAUUCGGAAGCUGAAGAAAGUGCAGUGGUUGGCGAGGUACGGCCAGACAGCCCCAACGCAGCCACUGCAGUGUCUGCCUGCAAGCCUUCUAAGGAGGGCGACUUAGUGAAUGGCCGCUGCUCACCCCCACUGGCCAAGCGUCCCCGCCUGGACGAAGGACUGAAGAGUGACGAGCAAGAGCAGCGUGCCCAGGAGGCCUGGGACGAGUACACGGCCCGUAACCGGUCCGUGGUUGUCGACACCUUCCAGGGCCAGUUUCGCAGCACGGUGGUGUGCUCCGAGUGUGGCCAUGUUUCGGUGACCUACGAGCCAUUCAUGUACUUACCCCUCCCACUACCUCAUGCCAUGGAGAGACAGAUUGAUGUGACCUAUGUACCCCUGGGUGGAGGUGAUCCGGUACCGUACCGGGUGCGGGUGCCCAAACGCGAGAAAGUGCGCAGCCUGGUGGAGGCCCUGACGUCCCAACUGGAGGAGCCACCACCGCAUGGCAUAGCCCUGGCUGAGCUGGCCCACAAUGGCCACAUGGUGCAGCGCAUACUGGAUGAAGACAUGGCUGUGCGGUGUAUUGGGGAGGGUGACCGAGAGGUGUUUGCCUUUGCCCUGGGACCUUGGGUUGAGGAAGAAGUGAAGGAGGACGAGAAUGUGCCCAAAGAGGAGUGCCUUCCUCCCGGGGCCAGGGCAUGGCACUCGUGCGCCAUCUGCCUGGAGGACAUGGCUGACGACCACCUGCACAUGCACCCCUCCUGCCGAUGCCUACUCUGCCAUAACUGCCUCGAGAUUUCAUGCAAGCACUAUGGCAGCGAUUCGUUGAUGUGUCCGCUGUGCAACCUACCUGUGAAAGCCGAGGCCGAGUUCGUGCCCCUGUCUCGAAUGAGCAGCCAGCGACACAGGUCAAGGCUGGUCACGGUGCCUCUCUUGUUUUGCCUGGAGGGUGGCCAGCCAUGGCGAGCACCAACACUGCUACGAGUGCCUUGCCACUGCCCUGCCAGCCAGCUGUACACAGCUGCUGCAGCCCACCUCCCACCUGAGGCUUGCUUCACGCUGUCAUUGGUGGACGCCUGGGGUCAGAGGUGUUCGCGCUGCCUGCCCAGCCGGUGUGGUGGCUGUGAGGUGGCCCGAGUGGGCUGGGUGUCGCUACAGCCGGGUGACUGCCUUGCCCUGUGCUGUCUGGACGAUGACGGGCCUUCCCGGCGAGAUGCGUGGCCGCGACCGGCAACCAGUGGCACCGCUCGGCCAUCGGGGUCCCUGUCCUUGUACGACUGCCUGCAGGCGUUCAGCGAGAGUGAGACCCUGGAUGAGCACAACCCAUGGUUCUGCCCUGUGUGCCAGCGCAACCAGCGGGCGCGCAAGACUCUCUCGAUCUGGCGCUCCCCUGACACACUCAUGGUCUACCUCAAGCGGUUUGUGUUCCACGAGUUCUCUGGUAGCAAGGUAGACGAACGGGUGGAGUUUCCUCUCGAGAGCCUCGACCUGGCGCCCUUUGUGUCGGGGCCCGAACCGCAGGCAGCGGAGAGCCUCCUGUACGACCUGCAUGCCUACAUCUGCCACAUAGGGGGUGUCAACUGUGGUCACUACACGGCAUACACGCGGCACUGGACUACGGGCGAGUGGUACCACUACAAUGACGAGUCGGUCUGCAAACAGCCCCCGCCUCGGCCAGAAGACCAGGCCCAUGCCUACAUCCUCUUCUACCAGCGGCGCUCUGCCGUGUCCGAAGAGGCCCUCGGUCUGCCGGCACCUGGCCUGGAGCCCAUGCUUCCCGAGCGAGGUGCGGCCACUGCGACUUCCUCCCUGGUGCUGAAACCGGGCACCGUGCAGCGAGUCCUGUGCCGCCUCAACCGCAGCCCCUCCCCGUGUGACUCUCCACCCCCCCUGGAAGUGAGCAAGGAGUGACCACUUGCCAUCUUUGCUGCCUCGUCCAAGUUGUCACAGGCCAGGAUCUUGAGCUUGCUGGUGGCAAUCAGGGCUUUGGCCUCGUCCACCUGAGUACCUGUG